CGCAAUUGUUUGAGGUCACGUAAAUUAUUAUAGUACGAUGAUAACGUUCUCGUUUUAGUUCACUACUUGUUUGAAGUUGUAGACUAAAAAAUACAUUUUCAGCCAUGUAUUCUGGAUAUGGUUGUGGAAAAUUAAAAGCAUAACUUUAAAAUCGGGCACACUGGUUUUCUCAAUUUAAUUAUAGUGUAACAAGUGUUAGUUUGUUAAAAAAAAAAAAUAACUAAUAGUAUAUACCGGCAGCGCUGUGUGACGAUAACUGUUUGAACUAAGUACAUCAAAUGCUUAUCGAUUUUUGAACUGUAUAGUGGGGUUAGGUCGGUGGGGUAGUCAACGCCUACGUUGACAAAUUACUUUUCCAUUUUUAUCGUCAAAGUCGUCAAAGCGUAUCAACGCGUAUUGUGGUGUGGCGAAAUUGACUGUUUCAGAAACUAUUACCAAUCAUCAAUCUAUAAUUUAGUUUGAAAAAUUUAACGUUCGAAAUGGCUGAGACAUUUGAAGAUUUAGCUACACUGGAAAAAUUUAGCAAAACAUAUCCACGAGCAUUUUGGUCUCCUGAAAUGUUUAAUAAAUACAAUAGCGUGUACAAUAUUUAUUUGCACAUUGAUUUAGAUUCAAUUGAAGGUCGUGGAAUUUCAAUUACUGCUGCUAAAGCAUGUGCAAUUAGGAUGUACAAUUCCAUAAUUUCUUCUGAAAAAAUGAGUAAUAACAAAAAUGAAAUAGAUAAAUCAGAAAAUAUGACGAACAAUUAUGCAACAUCAGGAAAUACAUCUCAUUUUGCUGAGGAUACUCAGCUAUCUGACUGUUCCAAAAACGCAGAAUCAACAUUGUCAUCAACCGAAACUCUAGAUCAUAUCGAUUGACAUUUUAAAAACGAUAGAUUACGCAUACUGCAUGAUUUUGAAAAAGCAUACAAGUUGCUAUGCAAUUGGUCUCCCAUUAAUAAUCAAUCAUCCGAUAUAGACAGUACAAAGAUUGCAUUAAACAUAGGUGAUUAUCGAUUUGAAGGAAGUGGUCGUACGGAAGUUGAAGCUAAAUUAGUCGCAGUAAAGAAGUUCUAUUCAAGCCCUGUCGAUAACUUUUUUGAAAUAAGUAAUCAAAAUAAUGAAACAGAAACUGUAGUAACAUUGGGUAAUACACCAACGAAUGAUCAAGGAAAUUUAUCUCAUUGUGCAGAUACUAAGCCAUCAGACUGCUGUGAUAAUCCGGCACCGAUGAAAAGUAGUGAAGAACCAGGAAUUUCUCCAUUUCUUCAAAAUUGCCCCGACGAGAAUACUACAGCACAAUGCACUUUUAUGGAAAAUUACAAUCAACGAAAUAGUAUAUGGUCUCCUUUUUCUCUUGUAGAUAAAAAAACUACAUCCAAUAAAAGUGUUAAGGUUAUUUUAAGGAUUGGUAAUAAGAAAUUUCAAGGUCAAGGUUUUAAAAAACGUAAUGCUCAAUUUAAUGCGGUAAAGAAGUUCAAGCAUAACAUUUUAUAUACUCAUAAAGAGGGUGAAAAAACAACUUUUAUAGACAAUUUAAAGAUGCUUGUAAAUAGUUAUAUCAAACCGCCCGGCAUUCAAUAAUAAAUUGAACAGUAAAGACGGUUCUUAAUGGUAACAAAGGUACUGUUACCAUAUUUUGCUAAAGUUUUCUUCCAUCUCUUGUAUAGUAAUGUAAAUAAAUUAAAUAUUUCACAUUUCAUGUGAUUGUAUUUAACUAUAAAAGUGUGAUUCAUCCGAAAUAUAAUAUAUUCGCUAAUACAAAUUAGGUAGUUUUUGAUUAUUAAUGAUUGAGUUAUUUAUACAUAUAUAUAGUAUGCAGUAAUACAGUAUGUUCAAAGUACAUUUAUGCCCUAAUUUAAAUUUAAAUUUUUAAAUUAUUCCCUAAUCUAAAAUAUAAAUAUAAAUGCCACAGAUUUUAAAAUACAUAUGCACAUAAUAGGUAUAUACAUCCAUACAUAUUAGGUAGGUCGUAGGUACUAUAUUAAAUUGCUAUCUAAGUAUUAUUAUACCAGGGGUGGAUCCUUUUCCAGCCUUCAAAAAAAAAAACAUAUAUUGUUUUUCAUGUAACAAUUUUAACAUUUAGGUACCCAUUAAAAUAAUUUAACAGAAAUAGACUUUAUUUAUGAAUAUCUAUAAAAUAUGGCGGUUUUUAUCUUUGUAGUCUACAAGACUAGACCAGAUUUACUGUCAUGAAAAUUUAAUUAAUUUGUAACAUUUUUCUAAUUUUAUUCUAACUUUAAAAAAAGUUAAAGUUAGGUACCAUAUUUUGCUGAAGUGUUUAACGAUAAAUUUUCUUCCAUCUCUAGUAUAGUUAUGUAAAUAAAUUAAAUACUUCACAUUUCAUGUGAUUGUAUUUAACUAUAAAAGUGUUGUUUAUCCGAAAUAUAAUAUAG
This is a messenger RNA of Acyrthosiphon pisum (pea aphid), 2377 nucleotides long. RefSeq lists its product as uncharacterized. Bases 480 to 860 code for a protein of 126 amino acids. The record is from RefSeq and is a predicted model, not a curated record. Lineage: Eukaryota; Metazoa; Arthropoda; Insecta; Hemiptera; Aphididae. The transcript is spliced from 4 exons.